AUGAUUGAAGUGAAGUCUUAUAGAUUUAAGAAGAAGCCCCCCGACUUGAUAUCCAAGUUUAAAGUGAUCAAAGAAGACUGGUACGACUUCGUAAAAUACAUGAGCGAUUUAAGGAACAUGUAUAAAUGUCCACUCCAAAUGAAUGGCCAUUGUAAAGAUAUACAUGGUGAAGAUCAUAUUAUUACUGUGAAUAAAAAAGCCAUUUAUGAAAAUAUACAUGAUGUAAUGAAAAUUAAAGAGUGGAACAAUGACAUAGAAUUUGAUGACCAUCCUAUCUGUAAAGAUUCCUCUUCGGAUUCAUGUAGCCAUUCCGAGGAGUCUGGUAGCGUUUACAAUUUUAACAAGUAUAAAAUAAUUCACAACAACAUAUAUUCCAAUAACGCCAAUUUGAAGAGGCAAAAAAUUCAUGCGAAUUACAGAAGUAUAUGUAUACCAAGGGAAAAGCGCGAAGUUAAAGAGGAGAAAAAAAAAUAUAGCCAUGAAAUAUGCUAUAAAAGAAGAACAAGAAAAAAAAACAUUCUUAACAGCUCUUGUGACAAUGAUGAAUUAAAUAACAAGAACAAUAAAUUAGCAAAAAAUGUUCCAGUUGUUCCAAAUGAGCAGUGUGAUCUUUAUCAUAAAAAGAUUUUGCGUAGGUCUUUAACCAAAUUAAGCAGGAACAUUUUUUACCAAAAAAGUAAAAGUUCGGCAUAUGUAUCCUACCCGGAUGAAUACGAUUAUACAUACGGUUGGAAAGAAUAUGAUGUCUCUUAUGACCUAAAUGAAUAUGACCUAGAGUCUAACGAUUUUGUCGAUAAUAAUGAAAGUCAGAAUUACAACAAGUUGCGCAAGGGUACAUAUAAAGAAAAAGUGGACAACAGGAAGAAAGACAAAAGGAGAAAACGGCAAUAUUUUAAUAAUGAUGAGUUUUCUCGAAGUAACAGUCUUAGCAAUUUAUCUGUUCAAGAUAAUAUUAGUGCAAAUGAUGUGCCAAAAGAGAAAAAGAGUAACAUUUUUGUUAAGAAAAAUAAUAAAUAUGAGGUGUACUCAAACGCAGUAAAUAAUGCACAUAAAAAUGACUCCCAAAAGGUGAGUAAGCAUUCCAAAAAGAAUGCCAAAUUUGACGAAGCAGCACAAAACAAUCCACACUUUGACGGAUCGUAUGCGUAUAAUUUUGCCUAUAUGGAUAAAAACGAUAGAUCAGGUGGCUCUACUCCAGUGGAAGCGGUGCACGGAACUAUCAUGAAUUUAGACGAAGAAAUAAAAAACUACAAUUUUCGCCGUCAUAGGUGA
This is a messenger RNA of Plasmodium cynomolgi strain B, 1272 nucleotides long. RefSeq lists its product as hypothetical. The transcript has 2 exons. The coding region runs from base 1 to 1272 and encodes 423 amino acids. The record is from RefSeq and is a predicted model, not a curated record. NCBI's taxonomy places the organism in Eukaryota, Apicomplexa, Aconoidasida, Haemosporida, Plasmodiidae.